GUGUAUAAUUUUCAUUCUGCCUAACCAUGGUGCACUACUCUGUUAGUCUGUCACAUAACAUUAAGUAAAAUAAAUUGAAGUUUGUGUUUUAAAGUGACAAAAUGUGAAAUUGCAGAAGUUGCCAUCAGGCUGUGAAGAACAUGAUUUAAUUGACAACUAAUUUAAAUGUAAGGAAAUACUUUUCAUUGGCUGCAACUCUAUUUCUCUUUCAGCAACCAAUGCUGAAAGAGAAAUCGGAGGAGAAAACAGCUAAUACUGCUGUCUGUAUUUUGAUAAGCGUUUCCUUCAGAAAGCAGGAAGUCUGUGAUUAAAGUGAUUAUUUUGCAUUUGUUGUUUAAGAUGGAUUGACUUGUUUUCUUCAGAUUGGGAGCUGUUCCUUAUUGCUCACCGAGCUCUCUGUGUUUUCUCAUGAAGCCCAAAGGUAAAGUUGGAACAAAAGGAAAGAAGCAGAUCUAUGAGGAGAACGAGGCAACGCUCAAGUUCUACACCAGAGUCAUCCUGGGAGCCAACGCAAUAUAUGCUGCUGUGAAUUUUUUAGUUUUCUACAGUUCCUCCACCUUUUGGACCUGGCUGCUGCUGCUGUUCGCGCUCGCCGUGUACGUUGGGAGCUACCGCUCCAUGUCGGCCAUGGCCAAGCCCGCGUUUGCUGACGACGGGAGUCUGCUGGAUGGAGGAAUAGACCUAAACAUGGAGCAGGGAAUGGCAGAGCACCUAAAAGAUGUAAUCUUGCUCACUGCCAUCGUUCAAGUGCUUAGCACCCUCUCUGCUUAUUUCUGGUACCUUUGGCUGCUGGCCCCAGCUCGGGCUCUUCACCUGCUUUGGGUGAACUUUUUGGGCCCCUGGUUUAUGGCGGAAAACCCCUCGGCGCCGGAGGAGGUGAAUGAGAAAAAGCAGAGGAGGCAAGAGCGCAGACAGGUGAAGCGGUUCUGAUGCUGCGGAGCGGACUGAGCAGUAUUUUUAUACACAACACAAUCUAAUAUACAGAAAGCGGGGAACUCAUAAGUUAUGCAGGAAGAAAUUUUUUUGUUAUUACGUUAAAUCCAGUUGAAAUCUGAUACAGUGGAAUCUUGUUUUCCGUGUUUGUUUUCUUUCCGCUUUCUCCUGUAAUCAAAUUUUCUCCCUAAAUUAUGAAAUGAAAUGUUCCCUAUUUAGAUGAUGCCUCCGUCCAAAUCGCAUUCGUCUUCAUGACAAGAUUUACGAGUUUAGCUCUUGCAGAAUGCACCCCCCCUGCUGAUCUUUUUUUUUUUUUUUUGUUCCACACCACUGUCCAAAACAAACUUUUGUAAUGUCAUGUCUUUAAUUUUAAUUUUAGUUUUCCUUGUUUUUAAGUCCUCUGUAACAAUCUAUGUAUUGUUGUCACAAAAUCAAACUUGAAAGCCUUAAUAAGAGGAUGGGAACAACUUUGCAAUAAAAAUUCUCCGUGUGC
This is a messenger RNA of Poecilia latipinna (sailfin molly), 1426 nucleotides long. It is a transcript of the gene tmem208, whose product is annotated as transmembrane protein 208. Gene Ontology annotation, cellular component: intracellular membrane-bounded organelle. Lineage: Eukaryota; Metazoa; Chordata; Actinopteri; Cyprinodontiformes; Poeciliidae. Bases 409 to 930 code for a protein of 173 amino acids. Gene Ontology annotation, biological process: vacuolar protein processing. The record is from RefSeq and is a predicted model, not a curated record. The transcript has 5 exons.